GGUGGUCUAACAGAUGUGUCGAUAUUCCAACAGAUGCCCAACAUUGAGGUUAUCAGCUUGAGCGUCAACAGCAUUACAACGUUAGAAGACUUCAGCUUCUGUUCCAACCUAACAGAGCUCUAUGUUAGGAGAAACUGCAUUGCAAGUCUCUCAGAGAUCUGGUUUCUAAGGAGUCUACCCAAACUCAGGGUACUCUGGCUUGCAGACAAUCCAUGUGCUGCAGGUGAUAAUUACAGAGCCACAGUUCUCAGAAUAUUACCCAACCUUCAUAAACUAGAUAACAUUGGUGAGUAUGUUGAUAGUGUGGAAUCAUUCUCCCAUCUCCUUUCAAAGUCCCUCUUCCAGGUGUAAGUGGAGUAAGACAAUGAAAAAUAGGCGCUGGCUUUGGAAUAGGCUAUUCCAUAAAAACAGGGUGGUAACAGACAGUGGUCUCUGUGAUGGCCUGGGCUGAAGGAAGCAUUCAUUGCUUCCUCCAGGCCAGCUCAUGAUGCUUGCAGUCGCAGAGAGAGAUGGGGGUUUUGUAGCUCAGAUUGGGCUUCUGCAUGUGAGUGUGAGGCGAUUUAACCCCCAAAAAACAAUGUUCUUGGGAAUAGUUUCUUCCUUAUUUUGCUCAAGAAGAGAAAAUGCUUUGAAUUACAACAGAAAUUUGAGUGUAAAAUGUGGGGCCUUUUUCUAGGCACAUAUACUCUGAGUGCCCACCCUCUGUCCCUCCUUUAAAUUAAUCCUUGGCUCCUUUUUUAUCACUUCUUUUAAUGUAGAAUUACAUUAUCAAUGUGGGCAUAUGGUUUGUGAUUAUAAAAGCUUCUGAAAAAAUUGUGAAUUAGAUUAUGCAGUAGAUCACAAUAAUUAUUGAAUCUAACUUGACAAGGAAAUAUGACCUGGCAAAAGUGAAGAUGCUACCUUGAUCUGGAUAAAAGAAAGUUAUUACAAAUUCUUCCAAAUGAAAUGAAAAUGCCUGAAUAAACAUUGGUACUAUGAAUUUAACCGGCUACUCACUCGUUAAUAAGAUAUUUUACUGAGAAAUUAUAUUAGACAAAAAGAAUUUGAUAGCUUAAGUCAUGUUUUUAUUAGAAUUGUUUGUAUAGUGAUUUAGACACAACUGCAGUUGAUCAUUUUGUUACUUCAUAUGACUGAGGGAGAUUAUCAUUAUUUGAAGGUUCACUUUACUAUAACUUGUAAUCUAUUUUCUAUUACUGCUGUCAUGGGACAUCUAGAAAUAUUUAUUAAGAAGUGACCUUAUCUUACUGCUAAGCUGACUGUACUCUGUCUAUUUUCUUGUUGAAAUAGAUUUAUAAACAGUGAUGACAUGCUUGAAAUACUUCAAGUUCUAUAGGCACUGUCAUCAAUCUAAUGAAAGUAUCUGUGAUCCAUCUUCUUCUUUCACUCUGGCAUCAUCUGGAUGAAUUACAUUUCCACAUUUAUGUGUGAAGUUUAAUUGGUCUCGGAGGGUAUAGAUCAUAUUUACUUUUUACAGGGAAGAUAGCAGAACAUUAUCAUGCUUUACAGAUACAUGAUGGAUGUUUCAUUCGUUGCAUAAAUAUUUUCAUGCCUUACUUAUAAUCAAAUGGGAAAAUUGAAAGUGCAAUUGAGUACUGAUGCACAAAAUUAACUGAUCUUUUGCCCGCCAUGCUCAUCAAAAUUGCAUGACCCAAUUAAGUACUCCUAAUCUGAUUGUGUGUACAUUCAGGCAACCAUGCACUUGCACACACCCAGACACACUCAAGUGAUGCCAUUUAUUAAAACGUUUUUAAGUGUAACUGACGGUAUAGCCCCUGUUUCACACCAAGUAAAGUGCUGUAGAUGACCCACAAGGGCUGGGCAAGCUUUCUGAAGAUGGGAUGGGAUCCUCUGGGUGGACCAGGGAGGCGUUGUGCAAACAAAAUGAGAGCAUUGAUCUGCAUCUUCUCUUUGAGGGCUUUAGGCUACGCUCUUAGCAUUAAGACAGUGCUGACGUGCCCAUGCAUAUUGGCCGAAAUCUGGGAGUACAGGAGAAAAAAAGAAGUGAUUUAGCUAAAGUUAUGCCUUUCCUAAGACUUUUUUGCAAAGAGACAAAUUAAUUUCGUCUCUUUGCCUUGCUUUGAAUGAUGGCAUUCUUGAUUGGAGAGUGGUUUGGCAAACACAGGACGUAUUACGAUUGUUUCCAAUUGAAAUGCUAUCCCAAAGAGGAAUUCAUUUCAUCUCUGAAGGCAAGAUGAAAAGCCUAUCAAGUUCUCUUUGCACAUCUGUCUGGGGUUUUGUUUUUCAAUUUCGGUUCUGCCUCACAGACAAUUUCACAAUUUUAUUAUCUUGGCAAAGUCUGUCCUGGGUCCAUGGUCUGUCAAAUGAUCAUCUCAGACAUUGGAUACAAUUUUUCUUUAUUCUUUUUUUUUUUCUAGGAAUCGGAUGUAAAGCACCUUUAUUAUUCUUUGAAAUGUUUUUCAAAUUCUUCCCCUGAUAAAUCAACAAUGUGACAAGAUGGAAAGAAUUGAACCUUGGUGACAGAUGGGCCUUCAGAAUUCAAAAACAUGUGAUUGAAAAAACAUUUUUUUCCAAACUAACUUUUCAAUCACAUGUUUAGGUAAUUCAAUAUAGUGGCAAAACUCUCAGGCACAAAACAUGUCUGUGCAAAAUAUAUGAAUACAGAUAUAUUUUGGUAAAAGUAAUGUCCCUAUGUUAACCCUGCCUGGGUUACAUUUUUAUUUUCAAUAUUGGAGGAUAAAAGUGUGGAGUAAUAAUUGCAGGACACAAUCCCCGACAUCCUGUUUGUUGAAUUUUCAACAAUUUACAAUAGAUUUUUUUUUAAACAGAGUGAACGAAAAUUAAAUGGAUAAAUCAAAUUUAACUAUUCGUCCACCUACCCACUUUUCUUUUCCCCCAAAUUAUGCAAGUUUUUAACUAGUCACUUUUGUACAGAUAUGAGCAGAAUUGAGUUCAACAAACUGUUUCAAUUCUGAUAAAUCCUCUUAACUUGUAACACAACCUGAAAAACAUGUUGAGGUAUAACCAGUUGCAUAAUGAUGCAUCAGAAUCCCCCAGUGAAAAGUAUGGCAAUAUUGUUAACACCUCUGCUCGUAUCCAGAAUAUCUUCCUAGGAGAGCAACUGUAAUGCAUUCCAUUUGCAAAGCAACACCCUUGUAUUUUUUCUCAGUCAUAUUUCAACCUGAAAUGUCAUAGCAUGCCUCAAGGGAGAAUAGACUGUUGGAAAAUUGUAUUGAUGCCAGGGAUUUGACUGGAUUGAAAAACGAUAACAGUAGAUGUUUUUAUUAGUGUGGUGAGGAGUUUGUAGGCAGAACUGCAUACAUGUUUAAAUGCAUGACUUUGGGAUUGGAUUUCACUAAUAUUGCAUAUCAUGGAAAAUUAUUUAAUAGCUUCCAGUUAAUUUUUUUUCUGUGAAGGCAAAGUAGAAAUUAUACAGCAACAAUUAAAGUGAAAAAAAAAAAAGAGUUCAGGAUUGAGAAAGAAUUAGCGAUAUUCUAUUUGUUUUCCUUGUGAUUAUUUCUAUUAAAAAAUGUUAGAUCUAGGCUACAAUGUCAUAUUCAUGCUUUUUAUAUUUGCAGCAAUUUGAAAAUAGUUUUUCAUUAAACUGCGACCAAUGCAUUAGUCAAUAGCCCAAACUCAGUACCUGCAGAUGGGAUACCUACUGUACAUACUUUCAAGCAAAGUUCAUGAUUUUCAGGGGAAAUAUUGCACAUACUAUUAAAUUUGUGUCAUCCCUUUGUGAUUUGAUUUAGAAAGAUUUAUUUUAUACCAUUGAGAUUUGACCUGUUAUCAGAUCUCCUACUUCAUUUUAUAUUCUUUUACCCAUGAAAAUUUAGAUCAAUAACCACAUACAGAUAUAUUGCUUGUUGGAAUGAUUACUGGGGUAACAAUAGUGUUUUUUUUUACACAAUGGGUUUGAUUUGAAAUAGGCAUGACUCAUUUCAUUAUAUCUGUAUUCCCCAAGUCAUUUAACGAUCAUUCAGCUCCUUUUAAAAAGAAUGAAUAGGGGGGUUAUUUUGCUUUAAAUGAGAGAGAAAACAACCUUUUGUAGUUUACAGGCUUAGGUUUAAUUCAUCUAAAUCUACAUAAUAAUAUUGUAAGAGAAAGUAUGUACACUGUACAUGUAUGUAUCUGUUUCCCCCCAGUAGGGGCUGCUUACUUUAAAUACCAAAAGGAUUCCAAGACCCUGUUCAUAUCUACCUGCUUUUAGCUGGUUUAGUGGAAACCAGUUUAAUGUGUAAUGGCAGAGCUCGUAGCGUAAAGCGGUCUUCCAACCUAGUCCAGAAAAUCAUCUCACAAUGUGGUUUUUUCAAGACUGCUUGCCUUUUUAAACUGGUGUAAGCGUAGGUAAGGAAACGGCCAUUGAAGUGAUCGUCACUUAAAAGUACAAGAGUGUACAUGUGCAUGUUAGGUGCACUACUUAUUACAAACAGUGUGUAGAAUGCCCAUGCUGCAGUUUCAAUUUUCGCGCAAACAUGUGACCCCACUGCGAGCAUGCCCAUAGCAACAAGAUCGCUUUACUUGAAAUGGCUUUGGAAACCAGUUCAGGGGAUUUUAGCAUUUGAAACCUGUUCAGGAAAUUGAGAUGAGAAUGUAAGCCAAGCCAUCUUCUAAACUGGUUAAAGGUUUUUAAGAGAAACCAGUUCAAGAAGUAGUAGAUGAGAAGGGGGUCCUGGUUUAAAAGUCUUUAAAGAUUUGGCUCUCACAUGUGAUUAUAUUCAAAGUAAUCUUUAAUUCUAACCCUGGGAGGAUUUAAAGUAGAGCUCAAGCCUUUGGGGGGGGGGGUAUAUAAAUAACAUCUUAAUAUUGCAAAUUGAUCCAGUUGCAAGACCUUUCCAUUUUUUUGUUGAUGGAAAAAAGGUUCAUCAGCCUACUACUUUUGGUCAAGUCACAAGAAGAUUUGCCAUUGAAAAUGCACUGGAUGUGUUCGCUUGAUUCAUGGAAUCUUCAUUCUAAUAAAAGUACUUGAGAAGCACCCAUGUAAUUUUCAAGUUCAAGCUUAUUUAAAAAUGCAUCCUGGCUAUUCUGGGAAGUAAUAAAGAAAACAGGUCAAUCAUUUUCACAAAAUUACCCACUGUAAUCAAAGCCAGUCUGCAAACGGAAGCACAAAAGCAACACCUGGUUGUCCAUUUCCAGUAGCCAGAGUGAAUAAUGAAAAAGGAAGCCUUGUGCUAAAUAAAGCUUAUUGUUCCCAAUCAAUGCAAAGGUGGGAGUCUGAAUAGUUUGCUAUGAAGUUUGCUAGUGUAUGGUAGAGGAUGUGUGAGGUACAGCUGUAUCAGUUGUUAAGAGUGUGAUAAUGAACCUCUUUCAAUGGAUCUUCACAAACCAAGUAUGGAAUUUGAUGUCUUCAACUAGAUUGAAGGUUGUCGUUCUUGAUUUUAGUUACAUUUUGUGUAAAGAUAUAAAUACAAAACUUUGUAGUUGAUUCCUUGUUAUAAAGCACAAAUUAAACUCUUUUUUUAAAUGCCAUCUCUGGAUUAUAUUAGAGUAUUAAGUUAUCAAUUUUAGAAGUGCAGAAAUAUCCGAGUUAAGUUGUUGGUUUUUUUUUUUUUUUUUCAUUGUAAAUUUCUCAAUAAAAUAAAAAAAAAUUUGGUAUUUCUUAAUAUAAAUUCUAGAUUUGAGGUAAUAUAACAAAACAAAACUUUCAUAGAUAGUUUCUGAAAUUUCAAUAAAUAUUAAGAUAAACAAUUGCUAAAAUUUAACUAAUCUGAAUGUUCAAAUUUGAUGAAAGAUUUUAAUUUCAAUAUUUCAACUUUGAUUUUUUGCGAUGGAAAGAGAUGAAAUGCCUGGCUUUAUUGUAUUAUUUGUCAAGGGACAGUCUUUCUUAUCCCUGCUGUCAGAUUCACACAAUUCUAUUCAGUUCUUGUAUGCACAAGAGACUAUUCCAUGCACAUUUGAACUUCAGUCCACUGUGAAAUUCUCACAGACUGAUUUCACACCUUGAGCAACAAUAGCUUCACUUUUCCUUUGAUAAUAAAGCAUUUUUCAACCCAUUGUGCUACUUUUGAAAAAAGAGCAAAUUUGACAGAUC
This is a messenger RNA of Lytechinus pictus (painted urchin), 5989 nucleotides long. Its product is annotated as cilia- and flagella-associated protein 410-like. The record is from RefSeq and is a predicted model, not a curated record. Gene Ontology annotation, molecular function: protein binding. Lineage: Eukaryota; Metazoa; Echinodermata; Echinoidea; Temnopleuroida; Toxopneustidae. Gene Ontology annotation, biological process: cytoskeleton organization. The transcript has 2 exons. The coding region runs from base 34 to 351 and encodes 105 amino acids.